Dothidotthia symphoricarpi CBS 119687 is the source of this 1448-nucleotide messenger RNA. RefSeq lists its product as uncharacterized. Bases 1 to 1419 code for a protein of 472 amino acids. The record is from RefSeq and is a predicted model, not a curated record. Lineage: Eukaryota; Fungi; Ascomycota; Dothideomycetes; Pleosporales; Dothidotthiaceae. Gene Ontology annotation, cellular component: extracellular region. The transcript has 6 exons.
AUGUUUAUUCGCAGCGCCCUCCUCUCCUUGUCGGUCCUUGCGGCUGCAAGGGAAAUGCAGAAGGAUGAAGACAAGGCUGCUAAGCUUUACGAUUCCGGUAUCAGGCACGCGAACAACAUCGCCUUGAAGAUGGAAACAUUCGCAAGGCAGGAGGCUGCGGGUGCAUAUGCUUCGUCACAAUACCGUGAGGUUGCCGAUGUAGUCCAGUGCGUGAAUGGUACCGCAAUCACCGAUACGGACACCUUCAAAUGCAAGAAUAUCGACCUCCACCAUUUCUUGUCUCACUCGGCCCUUGGAAGUACCCGAGGCUUUGGUUCCUCGUCAUGGGGUUGGACAUCAGCCACUGGCCGUGAGUUCGUCGCCAUCGGGCAAUCAGACGGUACCGCAUUUGCAGAAGUCACUGCAGCGGGCAAGCUCUCAUAUCUGGGACGUCUCCCCCAGUUCUCCGUCCCUAGCCAAUGGCGUGAGAUUCGUGCCCACAACGAUCUUAUGAUCAUUGGCAGUGAAGCUCAGGGCCAUGGCAUCCAGAUGUUCGACAUGAAGAAGCUGCUUACCGUCGACCCUGCGAAACCUGUUACCUUCAGCAACACGAAAGAUCUUGCUGGACACUAUGCCGGUCUACCUGUGGGUCGUACACACAAUGUGGUGACAAACCCCGAGGGUAAAUUCAUCUACUCUGUUGGUGCGAUGCCGAGGACGGACAAGUGCAAGUCGGGUAUCAUCUUCAUUGAUAUCUCGAACCCCGCCAAGCCCACCAGCCCUGGGUGUGCCUCCGCUGACGGCUACGUUCACGAUGCUCAGUGCCUGAUCUACCAUGGCCCUGACACCCGAUACGAAGGUCGUGAGAUCUGCUACGGCUACAACGAAGACUCACUCACAAUCUACGACAUCACCAGCAAGACCGCCCCUGUCGUCCUUUCCAUCACUUCCUACCAAGGCGCAGCUUACACACACCAAGGCUGUGUUCUGGACCCCAAGAACCAGCGUUAUCUUCUCUUGGAUGACGAAUAUGACGAGUAUGACAAGACGGGUGCUGGAGCCACUGGCAAUCCCGUCACGUACAUCUGGGACAUCAGUAACCUGAAGGCACCGAAGCAGACUGGCCUGUACAAGAGUGCCGCCAAGGGUAUUGACCACAACCAGUAUGUUUCCAACGGAUUCGCAUAUCAGUCGAACUAUGGCACUGGUUUCCGCGUUUUGGAUGUCAGGUCCAUUCCCACUGAUCCUACGGGCAAGGGCGUGAAGGAAGUUGGCUUCUUCGAUAUCUACCCAGAGGAUGACAACAUGGCCGGCGGUGGCAGUAUCGAUUUCGUCGGCACGUGGUCCAGCUAUGCGCUUUUCAAGAGCGGAUACAUUCUCAUCAACACGAUGGAGCGUGGUGCUUUUAUAGUUAAGAUGCAGAAGGGGUCUCAGGCUUAGAGCAUAUGAAUGUUGCAAGGUUGUUAUUG